This is a messenger RNA of Lodderomyces margitis, 1824 nucleotides long. RefSeq lists its product as uncharacterized. Gene Ontology annotation, biological process: carbohydrate metabolic process. Bases 1 to 1824 code for a protein of 607 amino acids. Lineage: Eukaryota; Fungi; Ascomycota; Pichiomycetes; Serinales; Debaryomycetaceae. The transcript has a single exon. The record is from RefSeq and is a predicted model, not a curated record.
AUGAUUCCACAAUCCAGGAUUCACUACUACAUCAAGCUACUUUUAGCUCUACUAUCGAUAUUCAUCAUAUAUUCCUUAUUCAGGCGUCACAAGGACCUAUCCAAUGAUACAUUAACUCAUCCAGUUGACGAGGAGAAGUACUUACACGCAUCGUACGAAAACAAACUAGCCAAAUUGGCCGGUCAUGACUCCCUGAAUAGCCACCUCGACACUCGAGAAGUUGAUCAAACUGUUCUUCAACAAAUGGAUAAAAAGGUUAGACAUUGCCCCGAUUAUGUAACCUAUUCUCAACAUCGCCAUCCACCCUUCUCCCAAGGUGUUCAAAAGUAUCCCUACAUGAGACCAGCUCCCAAAUGUCGAACAUUUGUGUCCGAUGCAGUUGAAUCGGUCAUCAAUGAGUUGAAACAUAGAAUCGCCGAUCCUGAUUUAUCUAGAUUGGUGGAGAAUUGUUUACCAAAUACGUUAGAUACCACUAUAUUAUGGCACAAGGUCAACGGUGAUGAUAAUAUACCCAGACAUCUCAAAAAGCAAGUGUUUCCCCAAUCAUUUAUUGUCACUGGAGAUAUACAUGCAGAAUGGUUGAGGGAUGCAGCAAGGCAGUUGUCUGUGUACCAACCAUUAAUCAAGCAUGACGCAAAGCUCAAACAAUUGAUUCUUGGGGCUAUCAACACACAAGCAUAUUAUGUCAACAAUUCACCGUAUUGUAAUGCAUUCCACCCGCCACCUACAUCAAAAGUAGAACCAGGUAAUACGGCGUUUGACAAUGUGUACCCAAGACCAGAUUGGCGACAAGUAUUUGAAUGCAAAUAUGAGAUUGAUUCAUUGGCGUCAUUCUUGACAUUGAGUAACGAGUACUUUGAAAAUUCGGGAGGCGACACCUCAUUCCUUAAUGAACUUUGGUUUAGCGCAUACGAGAAAUUAUUGAUUGUGUUGCGGAGAGAGAGCGAGCCAUCGUUUGAUGCUGAGACAGGACAAGCUUUGCCAUUUUACUAUUCGUUCCAAAGAGAUACCAAUAUAGGAUCGGAAACAUUACCAUUGGCUGGGGUCGGAAACCCUGUCAAUUUCGGCUCUGGCUUGAUUAGAAGUGCAUUUAGACCCAGUGAUGAUGCUACAAUUUUACAAUUUUUCAUUCCUGGUAAUAUGCAUAUGCUAACCGAAUUGGUCAACAUUAGAAAGAAUUUUCUCAAUGACAAAGUCCUUGCUAAUCAAAUGAAUGCCGCCAUUGAAGUGUUUAUUAAAAAGACUGAUUAUUUUAUCAAAGGCUUGACCUCUGGCAUUGAAAAAUUUGGCAUUGUCAACCACCCGGUAUACGGAAAGGUGUACGCCUAUGAAGUUGAUGGGUAUGGCAGUGCGACAUUUAUGGACGAUGCAAACAUUCCAUCCCUCUUGUCCAUUCCCGAUUUAGGAUACUCUGCCAAAGAUGAUCAAGUGUAUCAGAAUACGAGAAAAAUGAUCUUGAGCAAAGAAGGCAACCCCUACUACUUGAAAGGUUUCCACUUUGAAGGAAUUGGAGGGCCGCAUAUUGGUAUAAGAAAUGCUUGGCCAAUGUCCUUAUUGAUGAGGAUUAGAACUACUGACAAUGAUGAUGAAAUCAUCAACAGUCUACACAUGAUUAUGAACAACACGGCUGGGUUUGGUCUUAUGCAUGAAAGUGUGAAUGUCAAUUCUCGCCAUGGUACUUCCUACACCAGAUCGUGGUUUGCCUGGUGUAAUUCAGAGUUUGGAAAGACUAUAUUACACUUGGCCGAGAAGAAACCACAUUUGAUAUUCAGAGAUGAGUGGAAAAGGCAACCAUUUAAAGUAGACGAUGUGUUUAGGACAUAG